AUGAAAAAAAAAAACAUCGCGGCGGCCACUAGCUACGGCAAGGUGAAAAGCCGUGUGAACCGUUAUGAUAUGAAUGGUUCCUACAAUUUUAAUGAAACCAAGAAUGGCGGAAAGGUGCCAGGGGGAGGGACUCCGGGGGAUGGGAAGAAGAGUCGGCCGGAGGCGCCCCCCGCCGGGAAGGCCGCCAAUAGCGCGGUGACUAGCCCCCAGAACAGCGGCGGAGGAAACGCGCACCACGCGCAGGCGGCAAAGUAUGUCAAGAACGCCUAUCCGUAUGAUUAUAACGCGUACGGCCCCAAGAAAGUUGGAGAGUACAAGGAGAAAAUGAAGGGUCCCAUGAAGGGUGCAGGUCACGGGGGCGACGGUGGUGCUCACGGUGAGGGACGAAGUAGUCAGGCGGGAAUGAACAGCGGCGGUGCCCCGGAUGGUAAGGCCAUCGCAGGUGGUUCGAAGGGGAAUGUGGAUGACGCGAAUGGGGCGAACAUGAAUGGUGGUAACGCGAAUGGAGGUAACACCACUGGGGUUCAUCCUAGUGGCGCCAAUUUGAGCAACACAAAUGCAGGUAGAAGCCAAAACACAGGGCGGAAAGGAAACAAAAACGAAAACCUAAACGAAGAAGUCAGCCUGCUGAGGGAAAAAAUUUGUUUUAAAAUGCUCAAAAGCAUAGAUAUAUACAUCACCGAAAUUAUUAUGAAGUCCUCAUUUGUGACGGUUUACAAGAUGAAGGAGGAUGAAUUAAAAUGGGUGCGAGCUGACAUUGAAGGUUUCCUUUACAUCGUUAGGAGGUCCAUUAAGCCAACGUACCGACUUAUAAUCACCAACAAGAAAAAUGAAAAUCAUUUGGUACAGGACAUCCACGGACGUAUUAACCUGUCGACGGAUCAAAAUUAUAUUUUUUAUCGUGUGCAUAAUGAAGAGAGUAACUUGAAGAGUACCUACAGUUUGUGGUUUUACAGCACCGAAGAAAAGGAGAAGAUAUAUAGUAUGCUGAGAGAGCUAGUGGACAGGGGGGCAGGUGCUCCGUCCGUCAGUGGUGCCGCCAACCUGGGAAGCUCGGACGUUAGUGGAAUUGCGAAUGGGGCCAACGUAGGCUAUGUGCACAGUAAAAAUAUUAACUUUAUACUGUCCAAAGGUGAAGGUGGCGUUAGCGAGGGAGCUGCCAUAGGAGGGAUGGCGGUAGGAGGAAUGGCGGCAGGAGGGAUGACGACAGGAGGGAUGGCGGCAGGAGGGGUCGCGCCAGGAGGAGGAAUUAUGGGGGCGAAUCCGAACGAUUCUUCGUCCAAGAGUGUGCUGCUGAAUGGACACGACGAGGAGCUACUCAAGGGAGGGGCGAUUAGCGGCGCGGACCACGCGCAGAGAAAGGCAAAUGCUAAGAACGGCAUUCCCAUGAUGGCACCGGACAGUGGCAGGGACAACGAUUACGAAAAAAAUUUUGAGUUGAUGGGGAACAAUAAGCUAGAGAAUUUAUAUGCGAAGAUGAACAUCCCCCUGGGUGAGGGUGGGCACAUACCCCCAGGAGCUGCCAACGCUAUUUAUGGGAAUUAUUUGAAGCAGCUAUAUAAGUCUAGCGGAGGCGUGAACGGCAUGGACGGCAUGGAGGCCAUUGGGCAGAGAGGCAAAAUGAAGGAUACGCCGGGGGAGGAAGGCCUCGCGGGGUGCGACUCGAACGUGAAGGGGGGGGCGCAGCAAAACAGCGUCGAUUUUAAUGACAAGGUUGGAAGGAAGCUGCUCUACCUCAUUAAGGGGCUGCCCAUGGAGGGCGAAAGGGGCGUCGAAAAAGGAGGCGAGAGGGGCGGCGAAAAAGGAAGCGAUAAUUUGAAGAAGUUAUCAGGGCCCGACUUUUACGAGGGUAGAAAGAGCGAAGAUAUGCCACGGGGCGGUGGAGGUGGAACGAACAACCCUGCUGUGGACCCCAAGGGAGGAGGUGGCGGCGGCGGCUACCCGAAUGACAAGGGCAGCGCCAUUUCCGGGGGAGAAGCCAUCAUGAACCUACUGGGGUUGAGCAAGAACAGCGACGUGAAGGAGGACGAGGUGGAGGAUAAGAAGAAGAAAAAGAAGAAGAAGGGCGCAAGUGGGGAAGGUCCUUCCGGCGGGGGCGCGAAUGGAAGUGCGAAUGGGAAUGCCGCUGCAAUUGCAAUUGUAAAUGCGAAUGCCAGCAGUGGCGCCAUUACCAGCGGUGAUAACGCAGGAAUGAACCAGAUGGGCAGCGCGCUCGGCGCCAAAGGGUUCGAGGCCAACAUGCAAAAGAGAGGGCUGCAGCUGAGGGAGAUGCAACUGAGGGAGUUGCAGUUUAGGGAAAUGCAGCUGAGGGAGAUGCAGCUCAGGGGGAUGCAGAUGAAUGGGCUGGUCAUGAAUGGGGUGCCAAUUAACGGAAUGGCGAUGAAUGGGAUGUUGCCGAGUGGGAUGCCGCCUAACGGGAUGCUGCCAAAUGGGGUUCCGCCAAACGGAAUGCCUCCUAACGGAAUGCCGCCAAACCUGAUGCAGAUGCAUCACCCCCAAGGGAACGACCUGCAGAUGCUCCCCCUCCCCGCGGAAGAGAUGAACGGAAAGGCCAUGAAAUACGCAAAGGGAAAAUCAGACUGCAGCGAAGAACCCGUAAGCAACAACCACCCGGUGGAGAAAGCCUACCUUGAGAGACCGUCAUUUCAAAACAACUCCAUCGAGAGUUUGCACAGCAAAGAAGUGGAAGUGAUUAAUGGAAACAUGGACGAUGAGAAACAGAUGACCAGCGCGUUGCUUAACAUUAUUAAGCAGAAAGGGGAUAGAGCGAACCAUGUGCAGGGGUUUGAAGGUGCAAAUCAUCACGGGGGUCAUGACGGUAUGAACGAGUUCCACCCAGAUUCGUAUGAAAUGCUUUUGAAGAUGCAGGGCGGGGGUGGAAGUGGAGAGAGGAGGGCUAAGAGUGGCCAGCGAGUGACCAACCGGAUGGGCAGUCAUGUUGGGAGUCAAUUAGGAAGCCAACUGGGAAGCCACCUUGGAAGUCAUCUGGGGAGCAAUCUGGGGAGUCACCUCGGGAGCCACCUCGGGAGCCACCUCGACAAUCGCAGCCACAACGGCCCAUUUGAUGAGGGCGAAAUGCCAAGGAGGAAUAAUCACCCCGGGUACAGCCCCCACGAUAAGCAGCUGCUCAAGUAUGAAGACGAGAGGAUGGACAGCUUCAGCGGCGUGGAGGACUACAAGAACAGGAGCAUCCUGCUGAGCAGGAACACCAUCCAUAACGUCAUCAAGGAGACUUUGCAGUCGGACGAGUUUGUCAAUUUGUUGUGGGAAAAGUUGGUAACGAGUAAAAAUAUCAUGUAG
This is a messenger RNA of Plasmodium vivax (malaria parasite P. vivax), 3300 nucleotides long. Its product is annotated as asparagine-rich antigen, putative. The coding region runs from base 1 to 3300 and encodes 1099 amino acids. Gene Ontology annotation, cellular component: P-body. Lineage: Eukaryota; Apicomplexa; Aconoidasida; Haemosporida; Plasmodiidae. The transcript has a single exon. The record is from RefSeq and is a predicted model, not a curated record. Gene Ontology annotation, molecular function: mRNA binding; enzyme activator activity. Gene Ontology annotation, biological process: deadenylation-independent decapping of nuclear-transcribed mRNA; positive regulation of catalytic activity; deadenylation-dependent decapping of nuclear-transcribed mRNA.